AUGACAAGUCUACGCAAGAUACCGUUGCGCUUUAUUUUUCUCAACUCUCUGCUCGACUGCGGCCUUUCGCCAUUGUUGGUCUACGUUGGCAUCUUUCAGCUGCUGUUUGCCGCUCAGUUGGCCCUUUUCUUUAUAUAUGCCAUUUUUAUCUAUCCUUUUUACGUCUCGCCGCUUCGCCAUCUGUACUCUCCCAAGGGAGGCAAGCCUUUGCUUGGAUUUGGCAUAGAGAUUCAAAAGUAUGGUCCAGGACCAAUGGCAAGGAAAUGGUUCUCAGAGACAGACUCUGAUGACUUGAUGCGCAUACUGUUCCCAGGCAAUCAAGAGGCUCUCCUCAUUCGCUCACCUCAGGCUCUUUCCGAGGUGCUUGUCAAAAACAGCAUGCAAUACGAGAAGCCAGACUUUGCGCGCAGCUUUCUCUCGCAUAUUAUCGGAUGGGCAUUGCUCACUACCGAAGGAGAGAUUCACAAGAAGCAAAGGCGAAACAUGAAUCCUGCAUUCUCUUUUCGUCAUAUCAAGGACCUUUAUCCUCUCUUCUGGAGCAAGUCUCAGGAAGUCGUCACUGCAAUGACCGAAGAGUGCCGAGAGAACUAUGGCUCCGCGGACUACAUGCGCAUGGACAUAUCUGCUUGGGCUGUCCGCAGCGGUUUGGAUAUCAUUGGUCUCGCGGCAAGCGGUAUCGACUUUGGUGCCAUUCAAAACGCCCAAAGUCCGCUGGCCAAUACAUAUUACAAGCUGAAUCCCUCAUCGGAAGACAUUUUGCUUAUUAUCCUCUGGGCUGUGCUUCCUGAUGCGAUGAUGAAGAGACUUCCUUUAUCGCGCAUCAGGGACGUUACUACGGCGGCAGAUAGUCUCCGAGAGGUCGCUACCGAGCUCAUUCGCGCCAAGAAGACAAAGAUGGCCAACAAAGAAGACUUGGGAAUUGACAUUCUCAGUGUCGCAUUGCGGGCAGGCUUGUUCUCCGACCAAGAACUAGUCGAUCAGGCGCUGACCUUUCUGUCUGCCGGCCACGAGACUACUGCCUCGGCGCUGAUUUGGGCGGUAUAUAUGCUCUGCAGAUUCCCUGCCGCGCAGGAAAGAUUGAGAAACGAGAUUCGUGCUGCACUUCCAUCGCCACAGAAUGCAGAUUCGGGUAUAUCUAGCGCCGACAUUGACAGCCUGCCGUAUCUCAAUGCCGUCUGCGACGAAGUUCUUCGCCUCUACGGCCCCGUUCCUGCAACGAUCCGAGUCAACAACUGUAAUACGACAGUUCAAGGCCAGUUCAUACCACGCGACACAAUGGUGAUUAUUCCCAUCUGGGCAAUCAAUACCGACCCGCUACUCUGGGGUCCGGAUGCCCAUGACUUCAAACCAGAGCGAUGGCUAAAGUCGCACGACGAUGGGACUGGUCACACUUACACAGCCAGCGCCGGUUUGUCCAACAACUAUGCCUUCAUGACCUUUCUGCAGGGACCACAUAAAUGCAUUGGUAAUACCUUUGCAAGAUCCGAAAUGGCAUGUUUAUUGGCCGCGUGGGUGGGACGCUUCUCCUUUGAGCUUGAUGAUCCGGCGCUGAUGGAUGAACGAAACGUAAUUAUUCCCCCUAGUGUCGUUGCGAAGCCUGAAGGGGGCUUGCAGAUGAAGGUUCGGGUUGUCGAUGGUUGGUAA
Molecule: messenger RNA, 1644 nt
Organism: Beauveria bassiana ARSEF 2860
Lineage: Eukaryota; Fungi; Ascomycota; Sordariomycetes; Hypocreales; Cordycipitaceae
Product: Cytochrome P450 CYP617A1
Exons: 3
Coding region: 1-1644 (547 amino acids)
Molecular function (GO): heme binding; oxidoreductase activity, acting on paired donors, with incorporation or reduction of molecular oxygen; monooxygenase activity
Source: RefSeq, a predicted model, not a curated record